UAAUGGCCGACACAUGGAAGAGCCAAAUACCUACACGUAGGUUCCAAGAAACACCUAAACAGCACGUCUUUUUAGCCAGACUUGGGUUAUAAGAUCAAAGAAUCAAUCACUUUCUCAAGGUGGAAAAAUAGAAAACAGAAGUGUAGAUCAAUGGGAGAAAGGCUUGAACAACAGCAGAGUGGGAGAUCAAUGAUGUUGGCAGCAAUUGUUGGUGUGGCCCUGACUGCACCGCUGCUGGGAAUGAUGGGAUUCAGCUUCUUGGCAGCAUCAACACUGCUAUUUAUAAGCUCACCUCUGCUGCUACUGUUCAGUCCUCUGCUGCUUUUUGUUGGGUUGGUUUUCAUGGUUGCUUUGGCCGGUUUCGCCAUUGCUGCAACCAUGGGUUUUGCAGGUGUAUCGGCUCUAGUAUGGAUGUAUAGAGAGAUAAGAAGAAGAAGUAGUUUAGGAGCUGGUUCCAGUAGGGGUGGGUCGGUUCCAAUCAAGUAUUUGCACCAAAACUGGCAAGAGAUAUCAACCAUCUGA
Messenger RNA from Hibiscus syriacus, 522 nucleotides. RefSeq names its product oleosin S1-2-like. Gene Ontology annotation, cellular component: monolayer-surrounded lipid storage body; membrane. Lineage: Eukaryota; Viridiplantae; Streptophyta; Magnoliopsida; Malvales; Malvaceae. Bases 151 to 522 code for a protein of 123 amino acids. The transcript has a single exon. The record is from RefSeq and is a predicted model, not a curated record. Gene Ontology annotation, biological process: lipid storage.